This is a messenger RNA of Chenopodium quinoa (quinoa), 1254 nucleotides long. RefSeq lists its product as uncharacterized. The record is from RefSeq and is a predicted model, not a curated record. Bases 337 to 828 code for a protein of 163 amino acids. The transcript has 4 exons. NCBI's taxonomy places the organism in Eukaryota, Viridiplantae, Streptophyta, Magnoliopsida, Caryophyllales, Amaranthaceae.
AUAAGUGUAUAUUCUCGUACAAUAACCAAUAUCAGUUCAGAAAAUUGAGCACAUAUAUUGAUUUCAUAUUCCUACCAAAAAAACAAGACUGCAAGAAAAUUAGAGAUGAAUGAUACAAGUAAUACUAUAAUCCGAUAGGAUAUUGACCAAACGAAAAGCCAAAAAAGAACUCAGAUGCUUCACUUCACGUCUCGUCUUCACUAUAUAUUGUGAAUGUUUAUACGUUACAGCUCCCACUAAGACAGUUGAUUGUUAAUCUCCCUCUCUUAGCCAAAACUUUCCGAAGAGGUUCCUUUGCUCUUGUGUGCUACGUUCGAUCCCUUUAAACGUUCUAUAAUGGCAAGACAUGCAGUUGUUUAUGCUGUUCUGAUUGUCACUUCUGUAAUCUGUUUCAGAUCAGGCUAUGCACAGGAUCCAGGACAAUUUCUUAUAAAAGCACUGUCUUGUUUCAAUGCCGACAAUAUCUAUAGUAGGUGCUCGGAAGCAUACAGACUAACCCAAAGUGGAUACCUCAACAUACCUUCUGCUGCAACAGAACAGUUCUGCUAUGGUCCGUGUUUGGCAGAAACACACCUUGUCCUUGACUGUGUUGAUCAUUCGCUGUCCAAAUUUGUGUUCUACAACAAGGCCACAAUUAAUGAUGUAAGAGCAACACUUCAAGCAGCUUGCGGCCACACCCAUGAAAGAGGAAACUUCAAUGUGGAAGAAUACAUGCAGAAAUAUAUGCAGGAUGAUUGGAGCGGUGCGAAUCUAUCUCCCUCACCAAACAACUUGUUCACCUUGAUUUUCCUUUCUUCAACACUAAUCCUCAUGAUCAGAGUUCUGUGAGGUCCUAUUUGACAGGAAGCCAAAUUUUUAUUAGAAAAUAUUAUACUGAAGCAACGAAAUAGAUUUGCUUCUAUUUAUUUGGAACUAAUUAAAUGAAAGAGGCAUCAGUAUAUAUGUACACACUUGACAGUAAGCCAUACCUCCUGCUUAUGAUAUAACAUCACAAGGAGAAUUAUGUAAACAGGUAUAUAAAACCAACAGAACACUGAAUGAGAGAAGCAGCAUAGCACCAAUAUUGCCAGAUAUGUAUGCACUAAACAUCAAGCCCUAUUGCCAGUUUAUGAUUUAAUAAAAACUUUAUGAAAAAUUAGUAUAUACGUAUAUAAAACCCACAGAAGAGAAGCGCCAAUGUAUACACUCCAAUGUCCAGCUUAUAAUGUACUAUAUUAGUUACAGUAAUAACUACUAAUAAGAGAAUUGUGUAAA